Trichomonas vaginalis G3 is the source of this 555-nucleotide messenger RNA. RefSeq lists its product as uncharacterized. The coding region runs from base 1 to 555 and encodes 184 amino acids. Lineage: Eukaryota; Parabasalia; Trichomonadida; Trichomonadidae. The transcript has a single exon. The record is from RefSeq and is a predicted model, not a curated record.
AUGGAUAACACAGAUUUAAAAAAUUUAAUUUAUGAUUUAGUACUUAAUCAAAAUUUUCUUACUUAUUAUGAAUUAAAAUCAUAUCUCCAAAAACAUGAUAACACUAUAACGGGUGAUGAUAUGGAUUAUUAUUAUCCAUAUUAUAAAAAUGAAAUUUUGAAAUAUCAUGAUAAAAUAAUUUCUAAAAUUAAAGACAAAAUUAAAAAUAAUGAAUAUACAAAGGAAAAAACUAAAUCACAACUUAAACAGUUGAAAGAUUUCAAAAAUAAAGUAUUAACAGAAGAAGAUAUUGAUGAAUUAUAUAAAUUAUAUAAUCCUGAGCCGCAAAAACCAAAGGAACAAAACGUCCAGGUCCUUCAGACCAUAAAUGAAGCACAAGCUUUAAUUUAUGAUUCAUUAGUUAAAUCAUAUUCAGCCCAACUUUUAAAUGAAGAUCAACUUUUGGAAUUCAUCCUUCAACAUAAACUCGAAGCGGGAAAGUAUAUCAAACCUUUAUAUACAGCAUAUUUAAAACAAAUGAAUAGAAUACAUCCAGAAUUAAUGAAGGGGGAAUGA